This is a messenger RNA of Prunus armeniaca (apricot), 444 nucleotides long. NCBI's taxonomy places the organism in Eukaryota, Viridiplantae, Streptophyta, Magnoliopsida, Rosales, Rosaceae. The record is from the annotation of a GenBank genome assembly.
AUGGUAGCCAAAGGUGGUUCAUAUGGUAGAUCCAAAGAUUCCUAUGAAGAUGAAUCCAUUCUCUUAGAAAGAAAGAAAGGUCUCUUGGAGCUUGAAGGCCAUCUUCCAGCUAAUUUGACAGUGGACCAUGAAAUGUAUUUUGUAGAAUGUGUUGACUUUGCCAAAUCCUUCAUCCAACUGUAUAUCAAAGAGGAUGAUGAAUUAUUCAAAGUGCUCUUGCAUCUGCCUUGUGUACCUUGUUGUGCAGACAAUCUUUUCAAUCCUGUACUCUUGUUCCAUCUUUUCCAAUUAGAGGCAAGAUGCUCACUCUUGGACAUUUACUUGAGCUAUGACCAUCAGGUGCUUCUUGAUUACCUUAUUUCAAAAGAUACCGGAAUCAGUUGUGCAGAAUAUCUUUUAAGGUCUUUUCUCUUUCUACACCUUCUCUUAACUUACGAAAUCUAA